Diplodia corticola is the source of this 1593-nucleotide messenger RNA. RefSeq lists its product as uncharacterized. The transcript is spliced from 2 exons. The coding region runs from base 1 to 1593 and encodes 530 amino acids. Lineage: Eukaryota; Fungi; Ascomycota; Dothideomycetes; Botryosphaeriales; Botryosphaeriaceae. The record is from RefSeq and is a predicted model, not a curated record.
AUGCCAGACCAACAGCCGAGGACGCAUCCCGUGGCGGAGGCUCGCGUCUCUCCCAGCGCUUCUGCUCAACCUUCAUUGCUACCGACCGCAACUUCAACAGCUUCGAACACAUCCGGUGGGGGUGUCUUAGUGCCAAACACUUCCAUCGCGGAUGAGUCUGCUCGCAGGUGUAGCCGGCAGCUGGCAGCAGGCACUUAUGACCCGCACUUCAACACGUUUAACUUCACUUCCCGCAGCAAAACCGCCUCGCACACCGCCAGCACCAGCGACAGCAGCGACAGCAGCGACAGCAUCGACCAGCCUCCCACGUGGCCCACCACAGCCACUCCCAUCCACCCCCUGCAGCAGGCCCAGCACCAGUACCUGCCCCCACACGUGCGCCUCCACAAUGACAUACCACGCAACCACGACAACCCCGUCACCGACUACAUCACGCCGCCCACCCACGGCGCGGACCCGCUCGACAUCACCUCCUUCCACCCCUUGCAAGCCUGGGCCGCCCCAUCCAACCUCCCCAUCGGGCUCGGUCUCCUCGAACAGCCCGCGCCGCCAAUUUACCAAAGCGCCGCAUCCACCGUCCCGCUCCCGCUCUUCCGCGACAACCACGGCCCUCCCGUGACCGGCGCGCUCGGACAGCCGCUGUACGACCUACUGAUCCUACCGCCUUCCAUCUCGACGGCGGUCGAGCCGUGGCGCGUCGCCAUGUGGCUGUGCUACGAGCCGUGCGCGACGCUGUUCGACGUCACGGCGCGGAUGCGCGUCGUGUCGACGAUGGGGCGGCUGCAGGCGGUGCAGGACGCGCUUGCGGAGGCGGUGGUGGCGUGGUGCGAGGGCAAUGCGGGGAUGGCGUUUCAUCGGCCGUUGGCGGCCGGGCGUGGCGGCGGCGGCGGGGUCACGGAGAGGGAUGUGCGGAUCGUGGGGGAGCUGGGGAUGGAGAGGGUGGCGAGGAACUGCGUGUGGGAGCUGUGGAGGGGGUGUGCGGUGAGGGGGGUGUUUGUCAGGCAGCCGGGUGGGGAGGGGGCGAUGUGGGCGACGGCGGUGUGGGAGGUUGAGGUUGAGGGGGGUGUGCGGGGGCGGAAGACGGCGUUGGCGGUGUGGGAGGGGAAGAGGAGGGAGGCGGAGAGGUAUGGGGUCGAGUGUGGCGAGAUGGUGGAGGUGGUGGAGGAUUCGUUCUGCAUGUGGCUGAUGGGAUCGGGGGCACCGAGGGAGCGCCCUACGCCGGCGGAUGUGCUGGCUAUGGGCGGCGGUGAUGUUGAGUGGGCCCUCGGGAGGUGGAAUGUCCAGCCCGCUGCCAGACCUGGCUCCCAGCAGGGCAACCAGAAGCGCCCGGUUCCGCAGACUGCCAGCCCUGCCGAGUCGUCCAACUCACACGCUCUUCCUGGCACGGAUGCGAACACCGAUCAGACGGCUACAGCAAAUCACGGGCGUCCCCAGCGGUCUCCUUCGGCUGCGCAUACUGCCAAUUUUGAUCCUGCCCUUCGAUUUGGCUCUCAGGCUCCAGCCAACCAUAAUUCCACUGUGUGGAGUCACAGCAACAUUCACCUCCCGCAAAACCCUUCUCAGAACCAGGAUGUAGAGCAUGAGCGAUCGUAG